GAUCGAAGGCUCCGUGCUGGUCAUCGAGGCACCGUGCUGGUCAUCGAGGAGUGGUCCUCGUCGUUCAAGGAUGUUCGUGCUGAGUCGGUUCGCGUUGAGAAAGGUUAAUGGCAUCAUCCGUACGGACGCUGUGGGUUGCGGUAUUGACAUUGACGACAUCGACGUGGUCAUCUCGUCAACAUGCCGCGCCACAUCAACACGUAAAUUGGCCGGACCGGGCGAACAAGUUGUGCUGGAAACCGGGUACCUUCAUCACGAUGCUUAUCGAUUAGGAGCAAAAGAAGUUCCAGUUGACCCUGGCCGAGGCUGGCAGGCAGCCGCUGGAGCCGAUCGAAAUCCAUUCGAACGCCGUAGAGGAAUACGCCGUGCUGUACUCGGCGGUGCUGAAUGACCUGUGUGAAGCCCUGGAUCAGCAAAAGCAAACGAUCAAGAAGAUUCAUAGCGGAAUGUCGAACACUAGCAUGACCAAGGUGAACUUGUUCAGAAAGCUGAAGGAUCGCGUUGACUU
Molecule: messenger RNA, 508 nt
Organism: Culex quinquefasciatus (southern house mosquito)
Lineage: Eukaryota; Metazoa; Arthropoda; Insecta; Diptera; Culicidae
Exons: 2
Coding region: 71-391 (106 amino acids)
Source: RefSeq, a predicted model, not a curated record